GGGUGAUCAUCUCGACAUGAACUAGACGUGCGCCAUUUGACGUGUGGCUUCCGCAAGAAAAACCCCUGGAAUAUGGCAGGGCAGAUCAACGAGGCGCCGAUCUUAUCAACGCCAGAGAGUCAUAUCCUCAGUGAGACCAUCGACGAUGUCGUUCUUCACCCACCAGACGCUUUGACGGACGAUCAGAUACACACACGUUAUGAAAUUCAGAGAACCUUGGUUGAGAUUCGGCAGCAAUCAUGGCGGCGGGUAGCACUACAGUUUCCGGACCACAUGCUACCUCACUCGUCGCGAGUGUUUCAGAUGCUCUCACGGGGAUUGCGCGGUGCUAAUGCCACCCAGCAGUUUAAGGAGCCAGUCAUGCCGGCCGAUACUAAUAUUCAAGGCCUGUCUCUCCAAGACAAUGGACCUGUGAAGCUGACGAUCCUUGGCGAUACGUCGUACGGGUCAUGCUGUGUGGACGAGGUUGCUGCAGAGCACACUGACGCGGAUGCGGUCAUUCACUAUGGAAGGGCAUGUCUUUCACCCACAGCGAGGCUACCGGUGCUGCACAUCUUCACAGUCAUGAAUCUAGACCACCAAGACGUGAUUAGCCAAUUUCAGGGUCAUUUCCCAGAUCUAGGUGCCAAAGUCAUCCUCACUGCUGAUGCUCCGUAUGCGACUCAUGUCGAGCCUAUUACACAAAUACUGGUCGAAGCAGGCUAUCAGAGCGUGUUUGCUGCAUCCAUUGUUCAUGAUCCUUCAUCCUCCAUCCCCAAUCGCACGGUUCCCAGUUCUGUUGAUGAAGAUGCCACCACACUCUCUGAAUGGCACCUCUUUCACAUCUCAGAGCCACCGACUGCAUUGCUACUGACCUUGACCUCGCGGGUGGCCAGCGUCAAGAUCUUCCACACUUCAAACCAAGCAAGCGGUAGACCUGACGUCGAUCGGCCAACUCAAAUGCUUCUCCGUCGGCGAUACGCUUUGAUCACGUCACUGUCCACUGUGUCGACGUGGGGAAUCUUGAUCAACACCCUUUCAGUGAAGAACUAUCUGAGCAUUCUGGAUCACAUCAGGCGGCUGGUCUCCUCGGCAGGCAAAAAGUCGUAUUUGGUGGUGGUGGGAAAACUCAACCCGUCCAAAGUGGCCAACUUUUCCGAAAUUGGGGGAUGGGUCGUGAUUGGAUGUUGGGAAAGUUCACUGAUCGAUAGCAAAGAAUUCUACCGACCAGUCAUUACACCUUUCGAGUUGGAAUUGGCACUCAAGAGCGACGAGGAGCGAGUAUGGACAGGUCAGUGGCGAGGCGAUUUUCAGAACGUGUUAGAGUCGGCAUCAAAGGCUGUGCCUAGGCACGCAGGGAGGGAUGAUCCAAGGCAUGCCUCUGAAGAGCGUGUUGGGGACGAUGAAGACGACGAUUGGGAAUCAGAACCACCUGAGUUCGACCUUCGAACGGGUCGAUACAUCUCUCGCACUAGACCGAUGCAAAGCAGUCGCACAGUGGGAUCAAAUCCGUCGUCCACGGUGAUCAAGCUUCAACGAAGCGACCUUGUGACGGUCAAUGGCGUCGCCUCACCUGCGGCUGAAUACCUCUCUCAACAGCGCACGUGGAGAGGAUUGGGUAGCGACAUGGAGGUCCGGUACGAGGAGUCCAAUGUUGGUAAUGCGAUCGAGGAAGGACGGUCAGGUGUGGCGAGAGGUUACACGGUGGGCGAGUCGACUAGAUCAUGAACACCGGUGAGGCUGCCUCUACCAGUCAUGGCUAUGCUUACAUUUGUAGUUUGGACACGAAUGGACGACAUAGAUUAAACAGAGGGUUCACCAACAGGCUAG
Messenger RNA from Exophiala mesophila, 1809 nucleotides. Its product is annotated as diphthamide biosynthesis protein 2. Gene Ontology annotation, molecular function: 2-(3-amino-3-carboxypropyl)histidine synthase activity. The transcript has a single exon. Gene Ontology annotation, biological process: protein histidyl modification to diphthamide. NCBI's taxonomy places the organism in Eukaryota, Fungi, Ascomycota, Eurotiomycetes, Chaetothyriales, Herpotrichiellaceae. The coding region runs from base 73 to 1707 and encodes 544 amino acids. The record is from RefSeq and is a predicted model, not a curated record.